AGCCAACAGCUGCAACUUUGGAUGAACUUCUUGUGGUCGAAACGAUCCGAAACGCGGUCGGCAGAGCGCAUGGGCGCCGACGAAACCCGAAGGUCCGGGACCCGCGUGAGGGUUUUUGUCUAUUCCGCCGCGUGACGAGAUUAGCUUUCUGCUAGGGGCUCUAGACGAAUAUUAAGUUGCUGGGUUUCACUUUGGAUUAAGAACCAAGAUCUCUUUUGGCAUGAUUCCAGUGGAGAUGGUUAUUUUGAGGAUUUAAGCUCCUAAGGGUCACAUCAAAGCAAUUUCUUCCAUCAAGCUUAAUCCAAUUAAAGACCCAGAUGUAAACCUCGUUUCUCACCGAGUGGACAUUAUGUUAACCUACGUCUAAACCAAUUUGCACCCAAUCCCCACCUUUCCCUGUUAUUUCCCCUCCCUACAUUCUUUCCUGUCUUCGUCAUGACCAGUUUGAAGCGCUCUCAGACAGAACGCUCAGUCGGUGGCUCAGUGCCAGCUACUGAUGAGUUCUACACUCGGCGCCUUCGACUGCCCAAUGGAGGAGCUCCGCCGCCCCGCAGCGAGAGCGCUCAUAUCUCCUCCUCCUCAACUACCGGCACCAACCCGGGAGUCCCCAAGAUGGGGGUUCGAGCUCGUGUUGCUGACUGGCCCCCCAGGAAAGAUGGAGGAGGUGGUGUUUGGCAUAUCACAGUUGAAACAGACUCCCCUAGCUCUACCAACACUACCAGCUCCUCGGGAUCAGGGAGUGGUGACAGAGAAAGAAUUCUGGGUAGCGGAGGAAGCGGAGGAGGAAUGGGCAGUAGUGGGGGCAGCAGUGGUGGUGGAGGUAGUGUGUCCGCUGUCACAGCCCAUAGCAAUCUAUCCGCUAAGCUGGGCCACCUGAUAAGCCCACAAGACUCCUCCAUGCUGCGCAACAUCCACAACACACUUAAGAACAAGAUGCAGAGCAAGGGGAAGGACAACCGCUUCCUGUCACCAGACGGGUACCUGGGUUCUCCUCGUAAAGGCAUGAGACGCAUCCGCCAGCGCAGUAACAGCGACAUAACCAUCAGUGAACUGGAUGGGGAAGGGAAUGAGGGCUGGUCCUUCUCUGGAUGGACGCCAAUGCAUCGUGAAUAUGGUAGUACAUCAUCUAUAGACAAACACGGGGUGUCGGGAGAGAGCUUUUUUGACAUGCUGAAGGGUUAUCAGUCCCAUGAAGCGCCUGAUCAGCGAAGUCCAGCUCCAGAGAGACUAACAGAACUUCUCACAGUGGCUCCAAUAAAACAGGCUGCCCUGGACCUACCAGAUGGACCCUUAGGUCCAGCCCGAGGAAGUCCUGCCAGUCGGCUAAAGGAACGGGAGAAGCACUUAAAGAGAAGGUCAAAGUCAGAAACGGGUGGAGAGUCUAUUUUCCGAAAGCUGCGGAGUGCCAAAGUGGAUGGUGACACUUCGAGAACUGGCUCUGAUGCUGAAGACGGUGGAAAAGGAGAUGACAGUGGACCCCCGCCUAAACCUUGGGUGUGUCAGAAAGGCUUUGCUCAUUUUGAUGUUCAGUCGCUACUUUUCGACCUCAAUGAGGCAGUCCAUAGUCGGCAGUCAGGCGGCAAACGCAAAAACACAACCACAGGCGCCUCAGCUGCCGCCGCCGCAUCGGCUUCAGCUACAUCCUCUCUGUCCUCCAAUCAGAGUGGAGGAUAUGGCUCGCCUUGUGGCUCACAAGAAGAGUUGAGCAAAGACAGUUUGGGGGGUGGCAACAGUACCAACCCUGCCCUGGAUCCAGGUGAUGACAAGAGCAAUGACUUGGUUCUUAGCUGCCCUUGUUUCAGGAAUGAGAUUGGAGGAGAGGGUGAACGGAACAUCUCUGCUUCCAAACAGCAGGGGAGCAUAGGUAGUGGUGGAAGCUCUAACAGUUCCUCUGGGAGCACAGAGGAGGGGCCUUUGGAGACCACUCUGUCCACUCACUUUACCAAUGCUGGGGUGGCUGUGUUAGAGGCUCCCAAGGAUGGACCAGGUCAACAUGCCGACAGGUCCAAAAGAUAUCUAAUUGAACACGUUGAUCUCGGCGCCUAUUACUACAGAAAGUACUUCUAUCUACGAGAGCACUGGAACUAUUUGGGGGUGGAUGAGACCCUGGGCCCUGUGGCAGUGAGCCUGAGAAGAGAAAAGCUGGAGGAUCACAAAGACCAUGGACAGCAGUACAAUUACAGGGUCAUCUUCAGGACAAGUGAGCUCAACACCCUGCGGGGUUCCAUCCUAGAAGAUGCGGUUCCUUCCACAUCCAAGCACGGACUUGGCCGAGGCCUUCCCCUCAAAGAAGUGCUGGAGUACCUCAUCCCUGAACUCAAUGUUCACUGCCUGCGCCUGGCGCUGAACACACCUAAAGUCACAGACCAGCUGAUGAAGCUGGAUGAGCAAGGGUUGAGCUUCCAGCGGAAAGUGGGGGUGAUGUACUGCAUGGCAGGCCAGAGCAGCGAGGAGGAGAUGUACAACAACGAAGCAGCUGGUCCUGCACUGGAGGAGUUCCUGCACCUGCUGGGGGACAGGGUCCGACUCAAAGGCUUCUCCAAAUAUCGGGCUCAGCUCGACACUAAAACUGAUUCAACAGGAACCCACUCCCUGUAUACGACCUACAAGGAUUAUGAGAUCAUGUUCCACGUGUCCACCAUGCUGCCCUACACCCCCAACAACAAGCAGCAGUUACUCCGGAAGCGCCAUAUUGGAAAUGAUAUCGUCACAAUUGUGUUCCAGGAGCCCGGUGCUCUUCCUUUCACACCCAAAAAUAUUCGCUCCCACUUCCAGCACGUCUUUGUGAUCGUGCGAGCGCACAACCCGUGUACUGACAACUGCUCCUACAGUGUGGCGGUGACCCGUUCCAAAGAUAUGCCCUCGUUUGGCCCCCCGAUCCCCGAGGACGUCACCUUCCCCAAGUCGUCUGUGUUUCGGGAAUUCCUGCUGACCAAACUUAUCAACGCUGAGAACGCUGCCCACAAAUCGCACAAGUUCCGAGCCAUGGCCACCCGAACACGGCAGGAGUACCUGCGGGAUUUGGCCGAGCGCCACACGACGAGCACGCCCAUCGAUCCCUCGGGAAAGUUUCCUUUUAUUUCUUUAGCCCAUAAGAAGAAGGAAAAGAUUCGGCCGUACGAAGGGGCAGAGCUGCGCAGUCUGGGUGCCGUCACUUGGUUGGUUCAUGCUGAGGAUCAAGGGAACGGAGGGGAACUGGAAGCCCUGCUGGCCAUAUCCAACGACUUUCUCAUCCUGUUGGACCAGGACGCCAAAGCUGUGGUGUUCAACUGUGCUACUAAGGACGUGAUUGGCUGGACACUUAGCAGCCCUGCGUCUUUGAAGAUCUUUUACGAGCGGGGCGAAAACGUGUCUCUGAGGAGUGUCAACAAUAACACAGAGGAUUUGAAAGAUGUGGUCAAACGUCUGGAGGUCUUCACAAAGGGCUGCGAGACUUCAGAGAUGACGCUUCGACGGAACGGCCUGGGUCAGCUCGGCUUCCACGUGAAUUACGAAGGCAUUGUGGCUGAGGUUGAACCGUAUGGCUACGCUUGGCAGGCCGGACUGCGCCAGGGCAGCCGCUUGGUUGAAAUCUGCAAAGUCGCCGUGGCGUCCUUAACCCACGAGCAGAUGAUUGACAUGCUGAGGAACUCCAUGACCGUGCGCGUCGUCAUCAUCCCGCCACAUGAUGAUGCCACUCCUCGCAGGGGUUGCUCAGAGCUUUAUCGAGCGCCUGUGUCUGAAUACAAGGGCAGCAGCAGUGACAGCGGCUCCUUCGAGUAUAAAUUCCCCUUCCGCAGUAACAACAACAAAUGGCAGAGAACAUCGAGCAGCCCCCAGCAGUCGCUAACCGCCUCGCCACAGCCCCACACACCCAACCGCGCCAUCAGCUUGGGCAGCUCGGUGGGAAAAACCCUGUCAGCUGAGAGGCUGGAGAGGGGAGCCGCCAUCCCACGCAGUGUCAGCAGUGACGGUCGCCCCCUGGACUCCAAGAGGAUGUCUCCAGGCAGUGAGAGCUACAGCCUGGCGUCCUCCCUGGCUUUAGGGCGCUCCCCCCACAACCGCAGCUCUCCCAGCAACCUUUCCUGUUCCAGUGAAGCGUCCGGAAGCUCUGCUCACUGGAGACAGAAGUCCAUGCCAGAGCAGUUUGCAGGCAGCCGCCAUUCUCCACUGUCUUCAGACCGGCGGGAAGGAGCCGGAGAGAGUGGGUCCGGUGGGAAGUCCUCCUCCAGCAGGGCCAGAAUGGAAGAAGGUGGAGGAUCUGAACGAGGAUCAACGGGUGACAGUACGAGCCUCAAGGGAACUGCAGAACACACCUGCACUCCCCUUAAGACGCCUCCACUCCUCUCUAUGACCCUCCAUGGGCCGGACAACCCAAACACCAUCAGCACAGGUACAUGUACAGAGACUCCGGUUUCAAAGUCUGGUCAGGGCUACUCGGGGGCUCCUCGCAUCCAGAGGCAGGAGCAAGUCAUCCACCUGUCUCCAAAGAAGGGAAGCCAGUCAGACGGCCCGUACUCUGGCCACUCCAGCAGCAACACUCUGUCCAGCACGGCGUCCAGCGGGGGCCACAGCGACAGCGACAAAUGGUACGACAUGGGCACAGGCGGAGGCUCCAGUGGGGACCAGGGCGAGCCAGAACCCAACGGCCUGGGAGGCGGAGGCUACCUGCAGGGGGCCUCGGCCGACAGCGGCAUCGACACCGGCUCUUACGGCGCCUCGCACCCCUCCCACUCCCACUCCCACCACGGCAGCACCACCUCGCUCCUGGCGCCCGGCACCAGCAGAGAAAGCAGGGAACGCUCGGCGUCCCCCUGGCAUAGCCCGACCGAGGGGAGCCGCAGGAUGCUGGAGAGGUCGCCCGCUGCCGCCGAGUCACCCGGCCCCCCAGCGGAGAGGAGCAUGGAGGGGGCGGGACGAACCCCCCCAACCCACCUGCUGGUCAGGGACAGCAGUACUUACAGUCUGAGUGACACUGGAUCCCACUCCAGGCACUCUGGCCACAGUUCUCCCAGAGAGGAGUCAUCCUCCUCCUCCGCCACCUCCCCUUCCUCCCAGUCCUCGGUCUCCCCCGGACCCAAAAGCUUCUACCCUCGCCAGGGGGCUCAAUCCAAGUAUCUGAUUGGCUGGAGGAAGCCCGGGUCAACCAUCAAUUCUGUCGACUUUGGAGACACGCGAAAGAAAUCUCCAGGAGAAAGUGGAGGGGAGAUGGUUCCAACGCCAGCGGCUCGUCCGUCCCUCAGAGACAUGCAUUUGCCUCAGCCUCACGCCAAAUCCACCAUUGAGGAGGACGUGAAGAGGCACUCUGCUCCAGACAGCCCUCCUCCUCCACGGAAGCAUAAGGAAAAGCACGGGCAGAAGUCUCCCCAAACCCAGCCCCCCAGCCGCCGCCGCUCCCUUCAUCGCACUCUUUCAGACGAGAGCAUCUACCGCGGCCAGCGCCUGCCCUCCCUGUCCGACUCCAUAGCCGAAGCGACUCACGGCGCCGACGUUCUCUUUAGCUGCUCCACCCUUCCACGCUCCCCCACCACCCGAGGCGUCCCUCUGAGACGACCUUCCUACAAACUGGGAGUCAAGCUCCAUGAAUUAACAGGCGACCUUUCGGCAUCUGACACGUCACUGGUGGAUUUGGUGGAGCGUCACCGGGGACCCCUCCCACAGGAGCUGAUGCCCCUCCCCUCCUCCGACCGAGAAAGCCCUCUAGAGUGGACUCACCUGGUGGACGUGGCCAACACCUUUGAAAAUGAGCGAAACACACACUACAUCCAGAGAAGUUAUGUGUUCGGGGACUCGAACCACCGAAGCAGUGGAGCGUCCAGCCCGCUCCAGCCCCACAUCGAGCUGCAGGCCGUUCCUCUGUCACGACCCGCAUCGAGCGAGGGUCAUAUUGGGCUGGAGAGAAAGGUGACCAAACUAGAAGCCAUGGUCAAGAUGCUCCAGGAGGACCUGAAGAAGGAGCGAGAGGAGAAGCUCCGGCUGCAGUCGCAGAUCAAGCGGCUCUGGGAGGACAACCAGAGGCUGCAGGAGGAGUCCCAAACGUCUGCAGCCAAGCUCAAGAAGUUCACCGAGUGGGUCUUCAACACCAUCGACAUGAACUGACCCCAGCAUUUGCACAAAGUCAGAAAGAGGCGGCCAGGAAUCGAACCUUCACCUACAACGCUCUGCCAUCUUCCACUGGUUCUGCAGCAGAAGGCUGUCUGGGUGACACGAGAGAUUGCUUCUGCUUCCCUUCCUUUUGUUUUUUUAAUCUUUAGCUUUCCUUUGCUGAGUUGCCAGUAAGUGGACCCGCUUGCCGCCUCCUCAUCUUUCAGCUGUUCUCCUCAACAAUCUGCCCCUCUCUCCUGCAGCCUUUGCUUUCUGGAUGUGCUUUUUUCCCUUUUUCUUUUUUGCAUUUUGAGUUCUCCGUUUAUAUUUCAAAGGCUGCCCAUCUCCUCUGAAAUCAGAGGCGGGCGACAGAUCCAGCCAAACACUUUUGGUUUCCUCUGUUUGUAAAGGGAACAAUCCCAUUUCGCACUUUUUUUGCAUCACUGGAAGGACGGCGUUCCUGAGACUUGAAGGGAGAAAACCACUUUCUCGCUCCUUUUCUUUUUCAUUCAGGAGAUGCAUCAAACUCUUCAGUGUGUCUACAGCACAGCACCUUCAAAAGGGGUUUGUUUAAAAGCCAUCAGUGCGCAGUGCCAAAAAAAAAAACAACAACACACACAUAUCUGUUCUGGAGUGCUGUGGUCCACCGCAGUUUUGUGUUUCUCAAAAAAAUGGGAGAAUUUUCUCUGGGAAAAAACGAGAGAAGAAUCAGCUGGAAGUGGGAAUCCAUGAAGUUUCCUUUGGGAGAUGAACGCCAGUAUCUGCUGCUCAAUAACCUUCAUCCUUUUCCACUCAGGAGAUCUGGAAAAGCAAGGACUCCUCGCCAUCCCACAGCCUGGGUUCCACAGAGCCCGUUAAUACAAACAGACAAUUUCAGGAUAAAAACUUGUUUUCUUUCUCGCCGCCAGGUUUAUUUAUUUCCUUGUAUUAUAAUUCCAAAUAAUAAGUUCUUCUAUUCGUACAGUACAACCCACAUUAGUGUUUAGUUCUUUAAGACUUCAUACCUUAUUUAACUGGCUUUCUCAGCUCUACAUGAAGCCUGACUGUAAGCUUUUUAUUCUGUAUUUUGUUGUAUUUUGUGGUGAGCAAGCCUGCUGUUGUGUUGCUUACAGUGCCCUCUAGUGGUGACUCGUGGAAAUUUCAUGACUUGUAAAAGUGCUGCCUGUCCCUCUGUACUUUUUUUUCCAUAUAAUCUUAAGCAAUCAGUCCGACAUCAAGCGCCAAACGGAAACAGGAAACCAGCUUUUGAAGACAAUCACUGGUGGCGUUUUCGCUCUUUUCUAGAGAAAUGAGGAGCAGACUUGUUGUGAGGACACGACGCAAAGGCCAUACAGUAGGAGAGAGCGCCUGCAGGUGGCGCCCCGGUGGAGGUGUGCACGUCGUUAUCGGGUAAAUACCCAGGUGUGCCUCCAGUCACUCCUUCUGGUCAUUGACGCGCCGGCGGAGCCGGGACGUGCCUCUGAGAAGCACCUGGGGGAACGGAUGAAAGGCUCCUCCCUCUGAAAGAGAAGCACACCUGGUACAGGUACAGGCUGGCUUUAACUCAACCGGUAGUCGGCCCAUCGCCGCGUAGGGGCAGCGAGAAAAUGGAUCCGUGUGCCUUUAGACUGACGCUUGAGAAGUGAACACGCCCCCUCCUGUAAAGUUUAUCAUUCUGAAGCUAAAGCCAUUCAAACGUCACUUUAGAAGCGCUGGAGGCUGAUUCGACCCGCAUCAGCACCAAGGAAAGGUGAAUGUAAACUAAAGAAAUGCUUUCUUGUUCAGCUCUGCACGUUUGCAGAGACUGAGGCUUGGUUCUGUUUUAAGAAUCUCAGGUGGCUUUAGAAGGUCAACAGGUCAUUUUUAACCUAAGAUAUCACUAAGAAGACAGCCUGCUUGCCGUUAUGAAACCCCGUUUCCUCCAUUAAAACAGAACUGGCUGCAUCGUUUCUGUUUGUACAGACGCCGCGGCCGAAGGGUUUUAGGGAGUCGAUGCUGGAACCGCCAUUUCCUCGCCUCUGCUUGAGGAAAGUGCUGGAAAAUAUUCACUCUCCUAAAAAACAAAACAAAAAAGUGAACCUCUUCUGCUUUCUGUUGUCACUGAUCAGAAAGCAGGGGGUACAGCACAUAAGGGGCGGGGCUUCAAACUGUCAGAAGGACAAACUGGAGAUAUUUUUCUGAAGACCAAUACUUUUACAAGAUAAAAACCCUGUUUACAUCCCCGAUGCCAUUGUCUUUGUAAAGUGUAAAAGUAUGGAAAAACAUUUGCAGUGAUUGCAGUAUUAAAGUUUCUGAAAUAAAUAAACGCUGGAUGAGUUUGUUGUGA
This is a messenger RNA of Oryzias latipes (Japanese medaka), 8368 nucleotides long. The record is from RefSeq and is a predicted model, not a curated record. Lineage: Eukaryota; Metazoa; Chordata; Actinopteri; Beloniformes; Adrianichthyidae.